AUGGAUACAACAGAAUUGGAUCCCACUAUUCCUCAUGAUGUGCAGGCCAAAGAUCUAGAAAUAUUGAAACGAUUAGGCGAGGGUGCUGCUGGUACAGUACGCAAGGUUAUUCAUAAACCAUCCAAUCUCGUCAUGGCGAAAAAGUCCAUCUCAACUGAUCCCGACCCAGCAGUUCAACGACAAAUCCUUCGAGAAUUGGCUUUUUUAAAGACAUGCAACUCUCCAUAUAUUGUUUCUUUUUAUGGUGCAUUCUUAGAUGAAGGUGAAACAACAGUAUCAUUAUGUAUGGAAUAUUGUGAAGGUGGCAGCUUACAAGAUAUUUAUACUCGUGCUCGUGAUCGUGGUGGUGUGAUUGGUGAAGCUGUAUUGGAACGUAUUGCUGAAUCUGUAUGUAAAGGCUUGGUUUACUUACAUUCAAAACGAGUCAUUCAUCGAGAUAUCAAACCAUCGAAUAUUUUGGUGACAAGAAAAGGGGAAAUCAAAUUGUGUGAUUUCGGGGUAUCUGGUGAAUUGAUCAAUUCUGUAGCAGAAACAUUUACUGGAACUCAAUAUUACAUGGCACCGGAACGUAUUCAAGGGAAUGCUUAUGCAGUACAAUCUGACAUUUGGUCUUUAGGUCUGACAUUGAUUGAAGUUUCUCAAAAUGAACCUGCUUUACCACCUCCUGGACAACCUGAUUUAUCUAUCUUUGAAUUAUUGGACUUUAUUGUUCGACAACCUGUACCAGUUAUCAAAGGGGAUCAUAUAUCUGAUGCUUGCAAAAACUUUGUGGCUAUUUGUUUGACCAAGGAUCCUUAUCUACGACCUCCACCUGCAAGAAUGUUGGAACAUCCAUUUAUCAAACGAUGGGAAAACUGUUUUGUUGACAUUGCACAGUUCGCCAAAGAAGUAUGGGGAUGGUAG
This is a messenger RNA of Halteromyces radiatus, 903 nucleotides long. Its product is annotated as kinase-like domain-containing protein. Lineage: Eukaryota; Fungi; Mucoromycota; Mucoromycetes; Mucorales; Cunninghamellaceae. Gene Ontology annotation, biological process: protein phosphorylation. The coding region runs from base 1 to 903 and encodes 300 amino acids. The transcript is spliced from 5 exons. Gene Ontology annotation, molecular function: ATP binding; protein kinase activity. The record is from RefSeq and is a predicted model, not a curated record.